AUGCACUCACAUGGCAUGUUCAGACUGCUUCCUUGGCCCUCUGCUAUAGGGAAUAAGGUGGAAGAGGUCAAAAUGUUGGCCCCAAAUAAUACAGAUAUCAAUACUCUGUUGCCGGUCAAACGCAAACGUUCCGAUUCCGACGCGACCGAUGCGCCCGCGGCGAAAGUCCGUAUGGAAUCGAUUUCUACGCGCCCAACGACACAGAUCGCUGAAUCGGUCCUUCCCCCUUCUACUCCAACUAUCUCGUCAAACGGCAUAGAUCUCAAUCCUUUGUUGCCGCUCGAGCGAAAACAUUCCGAUUCCGACGCGACCGAGGCGCCCGCGACGAAAGUCUGCGUGGAAUCGGUUUCUACAUGCCCAACCCUGAUCGCUGAAUCGGUUCUUCCCCCCUCUACUCCAACUGCCUCGUCAAACGACACAGAUCCCAAUCCUCUGUUGCCGCUCAAGCGCAAACGUUCCGAUUCCGACGUGACCGAUGCGCCCGCGACGAAAGUCUGCGUAGAAUCGGUUCCUACGCGCCCGACCCUAAUCGCUGAAUCGGCUCUUCCCCCCUCUACUCAAACCGCCUCGUCAAGCUCACCGGUCGCGUCUGCGAAACCGGCGCAGGACGCCGCCGCCAGACCUAGUGUGGCCCGACUUCGGGAUACCAUCACCGCACAACUGAGCUUGGAGGUAUUGCUCAAGCACAACGAACUUCGUCUCAUCGAUCAGGAAAUCGCCAAGUGUCAAGUCGCUCUGGAGCAGCUGCGACGCUGCGCCGAAAUUCCUUAUCCCGGAUCUCGUGUUACAGGUGUCUCGUCGAAUGUGAGCUCCGGAACUGGCGCGUCAGUGCUGGCACCUGGAAAUGGUCCUGCGCCGAUAUCGCCUGCCCCGUGGGGAGUAACGGAGGGCCCCUACGCCCGUCACUACGCACGGUGGUUGAUUCCCGACCCUCGCUUUGACGGCGGUGACACCGACUCCGGCAUCCUAGCAAAUUCGACGGUUGAAGGUCGGUCGACACGCGGGAACCCUGGUGAGGCUGGUAUGCUAGGUGGCAAAUCCCGUCCCCAGCGAGGCUCAACGGGCGCGAAGCAUACUGCACUGUCGGCUGGUUACCCUGUGGUCAAGGAGAAGUCCGGGCCCAUGCUCAUCCGGCGUAAGUCGGAUGGUGUUCUAGUCAAGCUGGUCUGUCUAGACUGCCGGCGCGAUAACUUCUCCAGCACCCAGGGAUUUAUCAACCACUGUCGCAUUGCACACAACCGCAACUUUGCUAGUCACGACGCUGCUGCCAUGGCAUGUGGUCAAUCGGUUCAGGUGGACGACGCCGGGACUGUGGUUGGUGGCUCUGCUGAGCCCACUACCAAUCCAACAAUCCCGGGCUACGUCCAUCCUCUGAUCCGCUCUACCCACGUUGCUACGACCCCUUGGAAACGUCUUCGGAAGCCUAAGGACGCUAGCACCCCCGGUAAACCAGCUGCAGCUACCACGUCCGUUACCUCGCCUCCCUUGGCUACUGAACCGACCGACCGACCACGAACCGAGCACAUCCAACAGCCUGCCAACCCACAGUUUUUGGGUUCCCCUGCUACUCCGCAUCUGUCCGCUCUCAUGCAAUCACGUGGCGCUGGUCUAAACAUGGAGAAGCUGGUAGAAGAAUCCCGAAAGCCUAUGAAUCUCGGUAUUUCAGAGGAUUCUGAAACGGAUGACGUUCGAGGACCGCCGGCGAGAGCCAGCCAUGCCUCACUUGGUGCUCGCGCCGGUCGCCAGCCCAUGCGCAUGCCUGUUGAUCAGACCGACGGCGCGUCCGAUAGUCGAAAGGCCCUCGACCGCGGACAGAGCCCACCCUUCGAGCAGGCCACCCCGUCCCGCCCGCAGUCCUUUUUGGACAUUUCGCUGGCGGGCAAGUCUCAAUCACUACACUCUCGGGAAUCCGACAGCCUAGAUCAUCAAACUCUUAGCCCUCACGCCGUCGAAUCCAAUCAAGCCCCCAGCUUGGUCAGUGAUGACGAAGAUGACUACGAGGCCGCUUCUGACUCCGACACUUCUACGUCAUCUGAAGCAGAUGAGCAGGAACAGGAGUUCCGCCAUAUCCAGGUCGAGGACGACGAGCGCGCCGCUGCCCCAUCAGCUGCCGCCGAAGCCAAACCUGGCCCUUCGCUGGCGAGUCCUGCGCCUCAAUCUGGGCCACCCUUGUCCCAGCCAUUGAAGCGCGGCCGCUCUAACAAAAUCUCGUCCAUGGUCCCAUUCAGUGACAACGACGACCAGCACGUGGGCUUUUUCCGUUCUACUUCCGCAGAGAAUGCCGCCAAAGCCAAGCGUGCUGCCGAGCGCAAGCCCAAUUCCUCUAAGCGUUGA
Messenger RNA from Penicillium griseofulvum, 2334 nucleotides. RefSeq lists its product as uncharacterized. The record is from RefSeq and is a predicted model, not a curated record. NCBI's taxonomy places the organism in Eukaryota, Fungi, Ascomycota, Eurotiomycetes, Eurotiales, Aspergillaceae. The coding region runs from base 1 to 2334 and encodes 777 amino acids. The transcript has a single exon.